AUUCACCGCCGGAUUCUAAGUCAAUCGAAACAAUGCGUUUUAGUGACAGUUUGGAAGCUGGGAUUUAUCAACCAUGGAGGGAACAUUAUAUGGAUUAUGUAAAGUUGAAACAAUUUUUGAAGGCUGAUGAAGAAUCCCCUGUUUGGGGUGAAAACGACGAAUCCCGCUUCGUAUCUGCUUUGGAUGAUCAGUUAGAAAAGGUUUAUGGUUUUCAUCAGAAAAUUUGGAAGGACUUGAAUGAAUCAUUGACGAGUAUCGAAGCCCGAUUUAGCUCUUCCAACGAAUUCACCGAUGAAUCUUUAACAAAUGAAGACCGUUUAAAGCUUUUAGAGCAACUGGACUCUUGUACCGAAUUAGUUAAAAAAUUAGAGAAGUACACGAGAUUGAAUCUUACCGGUUUUUAUAAGAUCGUUAAAAAGCACGAUAAAUUACACAGUGCAUAUUCCCUUCGACCUAUUUUACAAGUUAGACUCCGUGCCUGUUCGCUUGGUAAUGUACAAUAUAAUCCAAUUUUGGCCCGAAUUUUUGCUCUAUACAACCCGCUGCGUGCAAGUCUUACUGGCGGUCAACCUUCUUUGAAUGCUCCCCGACAUAUUCACUCUUCAGAUGACAACGUAUAUCGUAGGCGAACUUAUCGAUUCUGGGUCCAUCAUGACAACCUCAUGGAAGUGAAAACAUUUAUUAUGAGACGCUUGCCUGUUUUAUAUUACUCUGGCAAACAUGGCUUUGAUCGAGACCGUUCUGCUGUAUCUGGUGUACUUGAUCCGAUUUCAACUUGUCUUUAUUUUGAUAAUCCUAAUUUUGAUUUGUAUAGCCAAAACCUUGAACGAUCUGAGCGAGCGUUUUCAUUGCGCCUGCAUUGGUACGGAAAGUUGAAUUCAAAAACCGAUAUUAUUGUAGAGCGCAUGGUUCGCGAAGGCAGCAGUCUGUCUCAUAGUGAGGAUCGUUUUGUUUUACGCGAGAAGAAACUCAAUGAAUUUCUAAAAGAAGCUUACGAUCCUGAAAGAAAGAAGAGUAGAGACGAUUCUACCGAUGUUUCCGCAGAUUCUUCUCAAAAAAAGCAGCUUACAGAAGAUGUCCAAAAGCUUAUCACAGAGUAUAACUUGCAACCCGUGCUAAGGUCCGUUUAUACCCGUACAGCAUUCCAGAUCCCCGGUGAUGAUUCUGUACGUGUUAACUUGGAUUCAGAUUGGGUAAUGAUUCGGGAAGAUUCAUUUGAUCAAGAACGACCUUGCCGUGAUCCUAUUGACUGGCAUCGACAUGAUAUUGACGAUGCCGAAUUUCCUUAUAAACAUCUUCGUAAGGGUGAGCAUUUUCGAUUUCCCUAUAGCAUACUUGAAAUUCGAGAGUGCUUAAAACCAGAUGAAGAAGAACCACUAUGGGUCUCUGAACUUCGCAGUUCUCAUUUGAUUUCCGAGGUUGAUGGAUUUUCUAAGUAUGAGCAUGGAGUAGCCGUUUUGUUUGAAAGAUAUGUCCCUCUUUUGCCGAUGUGGUUGUUUUCUAUGGAGCAGGACAUUAGGAAAGAUCCCGAAACUACCUACCCCGUUUCCAAAGAUACUGCCAGCUCAAGUAAUAUUUAUGUUAAACGAAGAGAUGAAACUGUAUUUACUAGUGAAUCGCCCCCAAAAACUUUCAAAAAAGCACCGGUCGUUUCGCGACGUUCUCAGGCUCCCAAUGCUGAAAUGGCAGCACCCCACAUACAACAGUUUAAGCAUCCUCAUGGAGAUCGGUUUAAUUUUAAAAGUAUUCCUGGUUUGUUAAAGCCUUCCACCUAUGGAUCAAUUUAUCGUCCCGGUAAAACAUACACGACCCCUCCUCAUAUCCAGAAGCCUGAAGUUCCUCUUCGUGUCAGUGGUCCUGUCAAAGUAGAAACAAAAGUCUGGCUUGCUAAUGAGCGUACAUAUCUUAACUGGCUUCAUGUUGUUGUUUUGUUUGGUUCCCUUUCUUUAGCUUUAUUCAACAGCGCCAAUGCCAAAACGGGACGUAUUUUCGGUAGUAUUUAUGUGAUGCUUGCCGUUUUCAUGGGAUUUUACGCUUGGAGACUUCAUGCAAAGCGUUGUAACUUGAUUAUGACACGUAGCCCUGCUCCUAUGACUGAGUACAGGGGCCCCUUAUUCGUUGGAGUUGCUUUAGCUAUUUCAUUGAUUGCUAAUAUGACAUUUGCUUUAAGAGGAGCGGUGGAACAAAAUCUUAUUGAAGAUGAUCACGUUCUUGUGAAGAUCUUUUGCAAGCAGUUUUUCUGAGCAUUACAAUGAAGUAUAAGAAUGGUCUUUUAGAUAUUUUUUUUUGCUUUGAUGAAAUAUCUCUCAAGUCAUUCUCUUGAAUGAAUGCAUAUACAAUAGCAUGGUUCCACUUUGUUAAUAGGUGCUAUUUAUUUUAUGAUUGUUGAAUAAUACUUUUUGGAUUUCCUAAUGAGUUUACUUUAGUGAGUGCUAUAAUUAAUAAACUAGUAUUGCUAGCGCA
Messenger RNA from Schizosaccharomyces cryophilus OY26, 2463 nucleotides. Its product is annotated as polyphosphate synthetase. The record is from RefSeq and is a predicted model, not a curated record. Gene Ontology annotation, cellular component: fungal-type vacuole membrane; vacuolar transporter chaperone complex. Bases 33 to 2243 code for a protein of 736 amino acids. Lineage: Eukaryota; Fungi; Ascomycota; Schizosaccharomycetes; Schizosaccharomycetales; Schizosaccharomycetaceae. The transcript is spliced from 2 exons.